AAAAUUCAAUCAUAACUUACUUAGAGUACAUUAAAGAACCAGAUUCAAUCCAUUUGGUAUUCGUUUUUUUUUUAAAUGGCUAAGUGGGGUGAAGGUGAUCCUCGUUGGAUUGUUGAGGAACGUCCAGAUGCUACUAAUGUGAAUAACUGGCAUUGGACCGAGAAAAAUGCUACUCCAUGGUCAAAGGAUAGAUUUCAGCAUUUAUUUAAGAAUUUGACGAUAGGUGACGAUAAUAUAAGAUGUACAAUUGAAUCGAUAGAAAAAUGUUCUGGUGAAGCAACAGCAAAUAAUCGAAAAGGAAAGUUAAUUUUUUUCUACGAAUGGGAUCUAAUUCUUAAAUGGAAAGGUUCUAUUUUAAAGCCAAAUUCAACUUCGCAUACUGGAAAAAUAUCAAUACCUAAUUUAUCGGAAGAAAAUGAAUUAAGUGACAUUGAAAUUACUAUAACUAUUGAUGAAUCUAAUGAUACUUCAGAAAAUUUAAAACAAUUUAUGUAUAAUGUUGGAAGAGAAAAAAUUCGACAAAUAUUGGGAGUAUACAUUACUGAGCUUAAAGAAGAGUAUUCUAAAAAUUUAAUAUUGCCUAAAAAAGAUAGUACUAAAACAAUUGAAUGUAAAAAAAUUGUAAAACCACAUGCUACAGAUCUCCCAAAAUCGGAAGUAAAUCCAGUAUCAUCUUUAGGAUGUAAAUUGGAUGUUUGUACGAUAUCUAUUGAAGAAGAGUUCCAGUGCUGUGCUAAUGAUUUGUAUAAUGUUUUAACAAAGGACUCGAUGGUGUCAGCAUUCACUAGAGCUCCUGCAAAAGUCGAUGCAAAUCGAGGUGGCCAAUUUAGCCUUUAUGGAGGACAGGUGCAUGGAUAUUUUGAAGAACUCGUGCCAGAGAAGAAAAUAACGUUAAGGUGGCGAUUAAAGUCAUGGCCUUCAGGACAUUAUUCUAAUGUGAUAAUAGAAUUGGAAGAAAUGGUGAGUACUUAUAAAAUUUCAACACAAGUUUUCGAUUUGAUUAUCUGGCAAGAUCCAGGGUUUCUAUUCUUCUCAGUCGUCUAUGACCCUCAAAAGGCAGCAAGUCCCUGGCAAGAGGAUUUGGGUGAUUCAUUAGUUUUGACAGAUGAGGAUGCUGAUCCUUAUAGAUGA
Molecule: messenger RNA, 1131 nt
Organism: Lucilia cuprina (Australian sheep blowfly)
Lineage: Eukaryota; Metazoa; Arthropoda; Insecta; Diptera; Calliphoridae
Product: activator of 90 kDa heat shock protein ATPase homolog 2
Exons: 5
Coding region: 76-1131 (351 amino acids)
Biological process (GO): protein folding; positive regulation of ATP-dependent activity
Cellular component (GO): cytosol
Molecular function (GO): ATPase activator activity; protein-folding chaperone binding
Source: RefSeq, a predicted model, not a curated record